AUGAACGAUCAGGGGGGCCCCGAGUCUUUCUAUAUAAGACCAUUCGCACUUUCGAUAAGCAUUGUUGAUGAUUCAUCGUUUGUAACCCCUCGAGUUGCUAUAUCUUAUAUUGAUAUAUUCAACUACUAUAUUCACUACAGCUUGGAAGACAAGGCCCUGGGAGAGACACGUACAAUAUAUGAGCGGGAAAUGUCGGCCAACGAGCGACACCCCGCGAGCGCCAUUGUGUGCAGGAAUUCUGCCUUGAGAAUAUUGAAGACUUUGCUCGCCCCUUAUUCUGUGAAUAUCUCUCGUGGUCAAGUCAUUGACCAGGAUGCACUCAUAACGGCAUUGAAAACCCCAGUACAGGAGGGUGGUUUGAGGGCUGCCGCGCUCGACGUAACAGAUCCGGAGCCUCUUCCAAAGGGACACGAGCUGUGGUCACUCCCCAAUGUGACUUUAACCCUUCAUAGAAGUGGGGUGAGUAGCCGGAGCCGUGAGCGUUUCCUGCAGGUAUUGGAAGCCAAUCUUGAACGCUGGGACGAAGGUCGGGAACUUCUGAAUGUUGUGUCCAAGAACAAAGGCUACUGA
This is a messenger RNA of Penicillium cosmopolitanum, 570 nucleotides long. RefSeq lists its product as uncharacterized. The coding region runs from base 1 to 570 and encodes 189 amino acids. The transcript has 2 exons. The record is from RefSeq and is a predicted model, not a curated record. Gene Ontology annotation, molecular function: NAD binding. NCBI's taxonomy places the organism in Eukaryota, Fungi, Ascomycota, Eurotiomycetes, Eurotiales, Aspergillaceae.